This is a messenger RNA of Pseudogymnoascus destructans, 1980 nucleotides long. RefSeq lists its product as uncharacterized. Lineage: Eukaryota; Fungi; Ascomycota; Leotiomycetes; Thelebolales; Thelebolaceae. Gene Ontology annotation, molecular function: metalloaminopeptidase activity; manganese ion binding. Bases 223 to 1773 code for a protein of 516 amino acids. The transcript has 4 exons. The record is from RefSeq and is a predicted model, not a curated record.
CUCCCUUAAGAUACUGCGCUUACUUAGCCUUCGCUUGGCAAAACAGCUUGUAUCGGUACAUCUUACCCACAUCUUACCCCGCUCCUAGUGCUACCUAUCUCACUACCAUCCCACUACCAUCCCACUACAAUCCAGUGCACUACUUACCACUACUUACCUAAACGACGGCGGUCAUCGUUGGUUAUAUAAAUCCCCAUCCGCGGCACCCCACUGCACACUGCGAUGGUCAAUUGCUUUUUCGUGACCAGCACAUUCAUAUUGCGAGCUCAAUACAGACAAUUCACCCGUAUCAGCCACCGCAAACCCCGACUCCAAGCUCGUCAUAUCUGCUACGGAAGUCUCUGGACUGCCACCACCACUGUAUCAUAUCGAAGUCAUAGUAGCUUCUCCACAAUGGCCUCCAGCGUUGAUGCCAUCCUGGCCGGGAAAUACCCCGCCAAAGCCCAUGCUCGCCGUGUAGUCGAAUAUAUCAAGAAGACCAAGCCAGAGGCUGCUGGUGUUUUGUACUUGGAGGGCCAGAAGACGCGCCUGAUAGAGGAUAACGAUGAGCCUGUCCAUUUCCGCCAGCGACGAUUCUUCUACUAUCUCAGUGGAUGUGACGUUCCCGAUUGCCAACUUACAUAUGACAUCGCCCCUGAGAAAUUAACUCUUUACAUCCCCGCCAUCGAUCCGGACUCUGUCAUCUGGUCCGGACUGCCGCUAUCUGAGAAGGAAGCUUUGGAGCUCUAUGAUGUCGACCAGGUCCGGACCAUCCCACAAGUGAACCAGGUUCUCAGAACUUCGCAAUCCAAGAAGACUGUGUUUGCUAUUGCCGGGCAAGUCCCCGAUGAUGUCACCUUCCUGGACUUUGAAAACACAGAUUUUGAUCUCUUGAAGCCAGCCAUUGAAGAAUGCCGUGUUGUCAAGGACAAGUACGAGGUUGCGCUAACUCGUAGGGCAAACGAAGUCUCUACGAUUGCCCACACAGCUGUGCUAAAGGCUGUCAAGAGCGCAAAGAACGAGCGUGAGCUACAGGCGCUCUUCUUGCAGCGCUCUAUUGCAAAUGGAUGCCCAAACCAGGCAUACAGCCCUAUUUUUGCUGCUGGAACAAGCGCAGCAACUCUGCAUUAUCUCAAGAACGAUCAGCCCCUUGACGGCAAGCUUAAUCUCCUUGUUGACGGUGGUGCAGAUUAUUCCUGCUAUGCCUCGGAUAUUACCAGGACGUUUCCUAUCAAUGGCAAGUUCAGCAAAGAGAGCAGGGAGAUUUACGACAUCGUUCUGCGCAUGCAAGAAGUUUGUAUAGAUAUGCUCAAAGAGGGUGUUGCUUGGGAUGAUGUUCAUCUUGAGGCACACAAGGUUGCCAUUGAAGGGCUGCUGAGAAUCGGGAUUCUUCAGGGAGACAAAGAAGAUAUCCUUAAGUCAAGAACCAGUGUUGCAUUCUAUCCCCACGGAGUUGGCCACUAUCUUGGCAUGGAUACACACGACAGUGGCGGCAAUCCUAACGCCAGCGAUAAGGACACUAUGUUCAGAUACUUACGUCUCAGAGGGAACCUACCAGCAGGUUCCAUUGUCACGGUCGAGCCAGGAAUUUACUUCUGCAAUUUCAUCAUCGAGCCGUAUCUGCAAGACCCAGUUCACUCUGCUUACAUCGACUUUGAGGUGUUGCAGAAGUACUGGGAAGUUGGUGGUGUACGCAUCGAGGAUAACAUUCUGAUCACGAAGGAUGGUUAUGAGAACCUGACGACUGCCGUGAAGGACGUUGAUGAGAUGGAGAAGCUCAUCAACGGAGCAUAAUCUAAUCUUACAGAAUUAUCAUACCUACCACAGAUAGCUGAUGUACUAGGAGGCGUUUGCUUUACCACCACAGAUAUCUGAUGGUAAUGGGAGAUGUUUUGCUUUACCACCGCAGACUGCUGAUGGUCUGUGAGAUAUUUUUUGUCAAGAAGUAUAUUCGGAAUUUACACCGUUUAGUUCGAAAUCCAAAUGAAACCUGUCACACGU